AUGCCGAAGAAAAUCUGGCUUAAGAGGCAUCAAAAUGAAACACCCAACAUCCAAACAUUCAAAAAGAAACACCCAGAAAAUACGACUCACACAUAUGAGAAGCGGUUCAAAUGCGAAAAAGAAGAUUUCGUUGCGCUACCGAACACAUAUGUGAUGAAUCAUACUGACAAGAAACCGUACUAUUGUCCGAAAUGUGGAAAGAAUUUCAUCUGGUCAUCGAGUCUGAAUGUGCAUAAGAAAAUUCAUACCGGUAGGAAGUCGUAUUCUUGCUCGGAAUGCAGGAAGAAUUUCACCCAGCCAACGGGUCUGUAUCAACAUAAGAAAAUUCAUACCGGUAAGCAGUACUCUUGUUCAGAAUGCGGGAAGAAUUUCAUCCAAUUUUCGAGUCUAAAUGAGCAUAAGAAAAUUAAUAGCGGUAAGCAGUACUCUUGUUUGGAAUGUAAUAAAAGCUUUGCCCAAUCAGGGAAUAUGAGAAGACACAUGAAGGUUCAUGACAAUGCUGGGCCCAGAUUCAACUAA
Molecule: messenger RNA, 519 nt
Organism: Loa loa (African eye worm)
Lineage: Eukaryota; Metazoa; Nematoda; Chromadorea; Rhabditida; Onchocercidae
Product: zinc finger protein
Exons: 1
Coding region: 1-519 (172 amino acids)
Source: RefSeq, a predicted model, not a curated record